Drosophila ficusphila is the source of this 659-nucleotide messenger RNA. It is a transcript of the gene Det, whose product is annotated as baculoviral IAP repeat-containing protein 5. Lineage: Eukaryota; Metazoa; Arthropoda; Insecta; Diptera; Drosophilidae. The transcript has 3 exons. The record is from RefSeq and is a predicted model, not a curated record. The coding region runs from base 106 to 567 and encodes 153 amino acids.
UGAUGUCAACCCUGUUUUCAAAGAGAGACGACGCGCUGUUUGCAAAAAGGGAUCACUAUUAUUGUUUGUGUCAUUGUGUAUUGUAAAAAGUGUUAAGUACAGCAAAUGGAAUCUCCAGUGGUCAAGGAUAUAGCAGCCGGCUUGGGUGGCGAUAGGCUGGAAGUCUUCAGAAAGCUAAAUCUCCUAGAACAGCACCGCAUUGAAUCCUUCAAAGAUUGGCCUUUUCCAGAGACGGCUUCAUGUAGCAUUUCUAAGAUGGCCGAGGCGGGAUUUUAUUGGACAGGCACAAAGCGAGAAAAUGACACCGCCACUUGCUUUGUGUGCGGAAAAACUCUCGAUGGUUGGGAAUCCGAAGAUGAUCCAUGGAAAGAGCACCUCAAACACGCUCCUCAAUGCGAGUUCGUGAAGCUAUCGUGUCCCGAAAAGGAUCUAACUGUCUCACAAUUCCUCGAAUUACUUGGGACCGUCGUUAAAGGCAGUAUCGAGAAAACCUGUAAAGCCUUUAAACGGAGUUUCGUUCAAGAAAACGAGAAUCGCCUAGAUGAGUUUACUCAUAACCUAAAGUAGAUUCUAAUUCUUUUUAAUUAAACCGUAUCUAUAUUUAUCAUUUCAUGUACAGAAAUUUGUCAAUAAAACGGGGUGUUAGUGCCAACAUCAAA